UGCCGGUCUCUCUAGUAUUCUAAUAACAAUAAUACUGUUGAAAAGGACGAAGGAACUUUUCAUCAGAAAUGGAAGAUUUAUUGCAACAAAUUGCAAAGGAAUCCUCUGGAUCAAAAUUAUCUGCCUUACGAAAAUCGGCACAAGAAGCAUAUGAUUUUCUGGAGGCUCAGCAGGGAUUAUUAAGAGACCCAGCACAUGAUCUUCGAGCAAAAUGCCUCCAUACAUUCCAGUUGGCUCUGGAGACAAAACGAAGCAAAUUUGUGGCUUAUGGUUUGACUGGAUUACAUAAACUGUUGAGAGAUGAUAGAUUCCAUUCUAAUUUUGAGCCAGAGGAUGAUUCAUUGUGGCUUCCAUCACAAUUGCUGCAUGCAAUGAGUUCCAUCCUCUCACAGUCUGAUGACACACAGGUUGAUAUGCUUAAGGUGCUGCUGAAUGUUGCCUGCAGCAGCUACUCUCCAAUGAAUGGUCGUAUUAUAAUCCAGAUUCUUACAUUGUGCAGUGAAGCCCAUGAGACAGGCAAUCAAGCUAUUCGCACAGCUGCACAGGCCGCCGCUAGUCAGACACUGCGUUCUUUUUGCAAUUUUCUGGAAGAAGAAUCUCAGGAACUCGACCGCAGUUUGAAGAGGUGUGGUGAAGGAGAUGUCAGUUCUGGAGUAUCCUGUUUCAAUGAGGUUAUUCCAAUAUUGCAGUUUAUCUGUAGCAAAAUGGAUGAGGCUCAAGUAGUUGGUCGUUGUGGAAACAGUGUUGUCUUUCUACUUGAGUGCUUACACACACUUGUUUCAAGCUUGCCUCAGCAGAUACAUAAUAACAAGCAUUUUAGUACAUUUUUGUGGCAGAAAUUCUGUCCAGCAUUAAUUGCAUUCCUUGGGUCACCUCGUGUUGACAAAAACAUCAUAUCAAGGGAAAAAGGAGGCAUGAAUGAAACAGAAGUUGGCCGUGGUUCAGGUUGCCUAGCUACAGCUCCAAGUUUCAACAGUUCUGAAGCAAAGACUGUUUACAGUAUUGGCACACAGCUGGUGCGACUAGUUGGAUGUGUGGGCUCUAUGAGACCAGUUCUGGAAUCUGUUUUUCACCGUAUGUUGCUGUAUCCACCUCCACAGCACAGAUUGGAAGCUUUAAAAUCACUGAGAGAGCUGCUCCGCAGUCCAAGCCGUAUAGUAGAUUUCGCUGGCCCCAUUUUGGUGGAAGAUGAUAAAGGAUCUCAACAAAGUGAUAUGGCCCUUAUGAGACUGGUGAUGGACUCAAUUGAAGAAUGCAGUAGAUGCAGUGACUCAGCAGUAUCAAAUGUCAGUGUUUCGUGUGUUGUUGCUCUGCUUGGAUCAUUGGAGGAAUUAUGCACUGGAAAGGGGAUUACUCAUACUUACAUGGAUCGUAUAAACACACUCUACACGGAACUACAUCAGUGUGAUUACAAAGGCCCUCUAACAUACCAGUCAAUGCUGCGUUUGCCUAAGCCAUAUCGUGAACGUAUUGAGAGGGAACAAGAGUAUCUAGCUACACAUGACAAGAGUCUUUGUAAAGCUAAUAAAUUACAUAAAUGUGAUGACCCACAAACUGCUGAAGAUGACAGUGACAGCAGUGGCAUUGGUGAACAGGGUGAUGACUCUCUGCCACGUCCACAUUCACAGUGUGGUAGCACUAGUUCAGGGGAAACAGAGGGUCCAGAAGAAGGUUACUGUCAUGACCAUUUGCAGAUUGAUGAAAUGGUUCUCGCAGCAGAGAGGGAAAGAGAACAGCAGGAGGCUCUGCGAUUGGAGAAACUUCCAAGGUCAUUGCAUCAUUCUGAUAUGCCAUUUCCCAGGGUUCGUGAGGAAUACACUGAUGUUGAAAGACAUAAUGCUCGUCAUUUUGCGCAAACAUUACAAUCAUUGCUACCAUCGCUUUUGGCACUACGUAGCUCAAUUGAAGUAGAUGAAGCAAUUCAGGAUUUCUCUUCAAAAUACUGUCAAGGUCUUUUUGCAGGCCAACACAUAUCUGCUUGUGAGACUACUUCUCCGCAUAGCCUUGCUCUAAUAACAGUUGUAAAUGCAGAUGGAAUUUAUUUAGCUACAUAUGCUGCACUUUUAUUGAAUUUGAAGCUUAUCAAGCUUGGAUAUUACUUGCAGGAUACGAAACCUAUACCAAUGACAGAGGCUGAGUUCGUGGAAGGAGUACAUGGCAGUGGAGUACUGGUAUAUCUUUCUGACACCUGGCUUUCUGAGCUAUAUCAGUAUGUCCUGGCCCUAAACAUGCUUGAAAGGUCUGGUUACCGCCCAUCUUCUGGCAAUAAUUAUGCACUUAUUAACUUACUAACAGACUUAGAUGGUUUAGGCAGCACCCAGCAAGGCGGGCAACUGUUGUCAGAUUGCCAGCGUCUGGAAAGAGCAGCAUCACAUGGUGAAACAAGUCCAGAAGUUGAUGCAGGUCUCAAACUUUCUCGCCGUGUCCUCAGCUGUGUUUGGGACUCUAUGCUUGCUGUGCUGUCAGCUGCAUUAGGUGAAGAUGGAGUACCACUGGGUGUAACUUCAAGUCUAGCUCUUUUAUUGGGCUCAGAAGGAGCUCGGGAAGAGCACCGUCGAGCACGAGACAGUGUUAUCUCGAGCCUUGAAGGACUUCACAAGGCAGCAAGGCUCAGCAAUAUCUUAGGCCUUCAGAACCGAUGUGGAAGUGUAUUUGGACUUCUGGCAGAAGCAUCGUGCCCAACUGUGGUUGGGGAUAUAAGUGCAGGAACAACAGCACAGGCUGGACUUGGACAAGUGAGGCGUCAUUUACGGAGGCCACGUGAUGUUCUACGUCUUCUUCAGGGUUGGCCAGAGAAACUUCAUACAUCACACGCUCUCAGUAUGGAUGUCCUUCUUGGUCGAGGUCUUGAACUUGGGAGCCACAGCCCUGACUGUUGGCCACAUGUGUUCCGAUGCUGUUUAUAUGUAUGUCAAUUGGAACAUAGUUUCUUCAGUCAGUCAAAAAAUAGAAAUCUCAUCUCAAAACUUCCUGUGAAAGCAUCUAGCUCAAGUUCUUUGCAAUCAGAUAAAACAUCAGAUUAUUUGACAAUGGGUUUCAUUAUUCAGGAUGAAAAUGAAGAUGAUGAUGCGUGUGUUGAUGUGUAUAGUUUCCUAGCUGGACCUGCUUCAUCUGUGACUACUACAGAUAACAUCAUAGAGCUCAUUCAAGAGAGUAAUGCAGAUAUUACUUCACAUGGUGUCCUGAAUUAUCAAUAUGCAGCUAAAGUCAGUUGUAUUCUGUCGCAGCAAGUUGACAAGCUGUUUGAUGACGCAGCACUCAAGCUGAAUUUGAAGGCUCUUAGCAAUUUCUUAUUAGCUUUGUGCAGUGCUUCACAAAAACAGUUAUUUGCUCAACACUCAGGAAUUGUAAAAGAUAUGCCACUUUCGGGUAAGCUGUGGUGGCGUAAGACUCAGCCAUGCUCACCUUUAGAAAGUCAUCAUCAACUACUGCUUCACCGUGUUGGGGAUGUCACACUUAAAUGUAUUCGCAGUGGAAGACCUCUCAUACAUAUAAUGCAGGUGUGGUCCAUUGUUGGCCCACAUUUCAUGGAGGCUGCAUGUCAUAAGGAACGAGCCAUCUCCAAAAAAGCAGUUGCAUGCAUUCAUGAUGCUGUAAAUGCCCUCUUGAAUGAGCAGACAGAGCUACCGUAUUUUCAUUUCAAUGAAGCUCUCUUCAAACCUUUUGAAAAUCUACUAUGUCUUGAACUCUGUGAUGUAGAUGUUCAGGAUCAGAUUGUGAGCUGUAUUUGUGAAUUUGUGGAAGCAAACAGAACCGAAAUACGAUCUGGCUGGCGCCCCCUUUUUGGUGCUCUUAGGGUAGUCAAAUUACCAUUUUCACAGACUGCUGGAGAUAACAUAAACAGCCACCUUCGUGCUUUGCUUGAUGUGUUUGAAGUAUUUCUGCAAACUGAUAAUGCAUUGGUGUUCUCAAAUGCUGCAGUCGAUUGCAUACUUUGCCUACUGAAACAUGUACGAGGCCCAAGUGAAAUUGAAGAAAUUUCUGGUUACCCACCAGAUGAAUUCACAGGUUCUCAUUUGAAUCCAUCUGUGGAACUUUGCCUGGCUGCACUAAGAUAUCUUGAGAGAUGUGCUGACAUUUUAGCAUCUAUGUACAAUAUGCCUGCAUGCCCAGUAUUUCACUCAGCUCACAGGAUUCAGUUAAACAACUCACCACAAGUUGUGGAUCCAUUAAUACCGAAUGUGGAAGUUACUCAAUUUGAAAUGGGUACAAGUGCUGCUGAGAGUAAUAUGGAUGGUGGUAUUUCAUACAGCUCACUUAGUAUCAGUGGUGAGAUGCUAUCACUGGAUGCUUUAGACAAACCUAGUGGUGUUUUACGAGUGUGGUUCAUACUAUUGGAAGGACUGGCAAGUGCUACAAUGACCUGCCCACGCCGUUAUCAACCGUAUGCCUUGGAUGUAUUGUUUCAGCUGCUAAGGGAGUUGCUCAGUAUGCCUGGUGCUGAAUUUGGACUGUACUCUAUUAACCAUUUAUUGCUCCCAAUGGUGCAGAAUUGGUUGAGGAAAACAGGGCGUAUUUACCGUGGAUGGGAUAAUUUUGCAGUCAAUUUCAAACAGUGCUGUGGAUUGGCAACGGAUCUUGUUGUGGAAUAUCUUACACAUUUGCAAGGAGGAACAAAAAACCAAGCUGAAAUACCAGCAGCCACUUUAAUGCUAAAGCAGCUGCUCCUAGUAAUGGUAGAAUGUGUGGUGCAGCCUACAGAAAGCAUUGCUCGACUUGGUUGUGCUUGUAUCAGACAUGUUGUGCUGAGUGCAGGGCCAGUGAUGACUCCAUCACAGUGGCAAGUGGCAACUGUUGCACUGCAUCGUGCCUGUUCUGUGUCAUUACACUCACUGCAGCAGCUGAUGGUUGCAUUCCGACCAGGAUCUCAUUGUUUUUAUGGAGAUGUUGGGCAGGUCAAAGUGGCUGCUCGAAGAGAUUGUACAGUUCGAGAAUGUGAAAGGCUGAAACAGCUCGCACAACAGGUGUUCUUGUUGGAAGGUCAACGUGAUCUUCAACAAACAGGAUAUCAACCAAGCAGUCCCCAGUCACAGUCUGAAUAUAUGUCUACGAAUGCGUCUGAUAACGGGGAAGAACGCAGUUACAUCUUCCUUCUGUAUCCCCCAGAUGUAGGCCACACUUUAAAUCCAGAUCUGUACAUUGUGCGUGUACCAUUUCGGAAUCUGGUUGUUGGACUUCUGGCACAUCAAAUGCUUCUGCAGACUGUUGGCACCAUUUUAUUGGAAGGGACAACUCAUAUCAUACCCAGUUUGGCCAAUGUUUUACUGCACAGCCCUGCAGCUAAACUUACUGAUGACAGGGAUCAAGCAAAGUCACAGAAUGAGCAACAAAAAUUAUCAGGUCUUAUGAAGUACAUGCUGCCAGCUCACAUUCAAACACUUCUGUUGUGUUUGGAUGUUUCAUAUGACAGGGCAAUACAGUUUGAUUCACGGCCUGGAUUAAAAUUUCUGGUUCAGAAAGUAGCUAACCUUGAACGAGCUGCCAAUCUUUAUAGGCAAGCAGGUGCAGCAUGGACAUUGAAAGUAGUAACUUUGUUUGAUUUGUGCUUACAUGAAGUGUGGAAGAGUGGAGUUACUCUAGAAAAGGUCAAGUUAAUUCUGGAAGAUGAAAGGAACAGCAACACUAAAUCAACAGAAGGAAUUAUGCAGAAGCCAGGAGCAGAAACGAAUUAUGACUAUGGCGAUAUGUCAGUUUUCUUGAAAAGGUUACGUCAAAGUUUUGAUCAACUCUGUGAGACAUAUGUUGAUGUUGUUCUUGACAAAGAUGGACAGCAUUCAGCUGUUGAUCAGAUUUCUGAUCAGCCAAUAUUUUUUCUUAUAGCACAUCCAGAUGAUUUUCCUGAAAUAAAGAGGAAGGAAUCUCUGAGUAAGAAUAUGACAACAAAUUAUGAAGAGAAGGAUGCUAUCUCUCUCCUGGCAAAGACAGAAGGUUCGUCCUGUGUAAGAACAGAAGAUAAAAGUAUUAAUAAAGAUUUAGAACAUGAUACUUCAGAGGCUGCUGAUGAUGAGUUUUCAGCUACAGAUGAGCCCGAUCAAAACAUUCAUAACACAGAUCAAGUUGCAGUCUCAGAAGAAACUGUGUGUAAGGAAAUAUCAGUUGAAAGUGAACAGCAUGUGAGCAUAAGUAAACCUUUUGCUCUAGCUGAUUUUGCUCGUCGCUACUCCUCGUCAAGUGAUAGUGAUACUGAAGUGAGGCUUGAUACUAAUGUCCUGUGUGAUGGACUUUCAGCUAAUCAUGAGGUUGUGAAUGAUUCAGUAUAUGAAGUUGCAACAGAGAAAGAUAUAGAGGGAUUAAUGGGGGAGUACAAAAAACAUAAACAAGCGCACACCAUGCCUACUUCAUAUACAGACAAGCGUAAAAAUCCAUUCCUUACACAAGGGCAGGUUGACACUGCAUUUGAGUCACCACCACCCAGUGAGCCGGUGCCACUUGAGAUAGAACGCCAGCGCCAAAGCAGCCUCUUCAGGGAUAGUGAAGCUCACCGAAAAGUCUGGGCAGAAAUGCUGGGCUCUGUAUUUGAUCUCUUGGCGCAGUUAGAUGAUAACCAUUUUCGCACAUUGUUACCUGUGCUGUUCCAUGGUGUACGUCAGCUCACAGCACAUGCUACAGACACUACACUGAAACAAGCUGUUGCUGAAUUUUUCUAUCGAGUUGCUGUGCUAUAUGGAUUCAGUCCAGAAUAAGCUGCAUUCUGUUCGUUGUUGAUAUAUUUUAUGCUGUUGUUGUCUGGUGAAAAGUUAACUUCUUUGAUUUACUGUGUGUUUUCCGAGUAUUGUGUGUUCCUAGGUGAACAGAUUAUUUCCUAAAAUAUUAAUGUUACAUGUAUGUCUAUAAAGGUGUAAACAAAUAGGCAGAGAAAACAGGACCAUAGAGAUCACACUGAAUGAUGAAUCAAAUGUGACAAGUCAUUACCAAAAAAGUUGCUUCAUGGUCCAGUAAAUUAUUCUGGCUGGCAGCCAUAUAAUAUUGUAGAUGUGUCAGUCAUUAUUAAAGUGACCUUUCAUCAGGGCACGUAAUAUUGCAUAUUCUGAUGAUGACAGUUUUAAUAAUGGUUGAAACAUUUUGAAAUAUGAUGCAGUCAACAGACAGAGUAAUUCUAUGGAUCAUAACACCAGACUCAAAAGCUAUUAGCAUUUUUCCAGUUGAGUACAGAGUUCAAUGAUAUGGGAAUUAUCAUUACUUAAGAGUGACAGAAAUGGAAAUAGUAUGACUCAUUCAGCAAGAUUACAAGAGCAGUACUGCUGCACUUCGCAAGAGCUAUUGCUAACGUAUUUGUGGGAAACGAGCAGUUUCUGUUUCACCUUUUUUGUAUUUGUUAGAUGCCCUAAACUUUAGUGUAUUAGCAUUGUUAAGUUGAAACAUUUUAGAAAUGUAUAAACUUGAGUUCUUAAACUAUCAUAAUACUGAAAUUCAUGUCACAUUUUAUGAUUAUACAUUAUUGACUCUUGAGUAUCAACAUUUUAAAGGAACACAUAUGUUAGUAAGAGUGUGUAUAUGGUCUUCUCGUGCAUGUGUAUGACAGACAUGCCUGAAAACUUAGUCCACUUCUCUCCAUUAAUAUAGUUUAAGAAGUUGGGCAGUGCACUUCCCUUAAUUAAUAUAGUUUAAGAAUUUGGGCACAUCACAAGAUUAAGGUGUUACUUUAUUGCAAUUUUAGUAAAUGAGAAGUGAAGAAAGGCCAAAUUCAGGAUUUUUGUGAUUCUUUUUCAUUAGUCAACUCACAGAAAGGAACUGUUUGUGGGACGAUUUCUGUGAAGUGAUUCUAUUUUGCUCUUCCCGAGAGAUUUAAUCUCUUUUACAAUAUCACAGGUUUUCUCUGCUUGACAGUACAUCAAGCUUUGAUAAAACUGUUUCACGGUCAGUCUGUUUAGUAUGUAUGAGAGGGCUACCUAGUUAGUAGAGCAUUGUUGCCAAAGUUCUACAUUGAAAGACCAGUCCGCUACAUGAUAUUGAUCUGUCAGGAAGUCCACUGUCAGUAAGCUUCCUGUGAGUCUGUUUCAAUCUACUAUUUCUAUUUCAUGAAGCACUGUGACAUCUGUGAUUAAAUUUUAGGGUACUUUCAUGUAAUAACAAAUUACUUUCAUGUUACAUUUUAUGAUUUUGAUGGAAAUUCCGGGACCACUUAAGAUGACUCUAUCAGCAUUAGAGUUUAUCGUAUAGAGUGCAGCCCAUAUAUUUAAAAUGGAAGACUAAAAAUGAAGCCAUAAUGUGAGGUUUAUUCCAUCUGUCCAGCUGAUAUAUCUGUGGCUGUUACCUUCUCUGACUUAUACUACUGAUUGCUACAUAAUUGCUUUCAGGAAUUACUUCAUACAAGAACACUCCUUGAGAAGCUAUAUUGAAAAAGUGUAACAGCUUCAUAAAUUUUGUGAAGAAGGUAAAACCAAGGUUCAUUCCACCACUUAUUUUAAAAUCAGUGAGCCAUUUGAUUUAUACUGCCAUUGCACAGUAACUGAUACUGAUGUAUGCAACAGUGAAUACAUAAUAUUGCUGGACUAAAUGUUGUUAUAAAUCUUUACUGGAAGGUAAUCCCAUAAUUUUUCAGUAAAUUUCAAAUCCUCACAUUAUACUCCCAAAUUCUCAUAAGUAAAACACCCAUUCCAAUAGCAUUGUUUCCAUUGGUCAUUUGUAUGUUUUAUAACUGAUCUUAAUAAAUUUUAUUUGAAAUGUGUAAAGAAUAAAUUAAUUUGCUGGUACUCGACAUUGAUGAAGUUCAAAUUCUUUCCCGCAGUAAAGCUUCUGACAUUAUAAAAUUUACCUUAUAAAUCUACACUAUGGAUGUAAUGAUAGCAAUUAUUUUUAAUACAUGCUGUUUAAAAUAUUGUUGGGAAGUUGAUACUUAAAACAACAUGAUUAUACAUUAUUGACUCUUGAGUAUCAAUAUGUUAAAGGAACACAUCUGUCAGUAAGAAUGUGUGAUUUAUAAAAUAGGCAGCUACCAGUUCACAAAUCUGUUUCCGACAAAUAUAAACAUCUGAUAUAUCACGUAUCUAUUUCAGGAAAUAGUUUCUUAUUUGAAUUGUGAAACAUAUAUAGAGUUGCAGUGCAUGAAAUUGUGUGUGUAGCAGCAUAAAUUGUCCUUAGAUCAGGGAUCUUGCACUUAUGUCUCCUUUUUGUUGUAUGUUUGAAUAUUUUAAUACCUUUCAAAUAAUUUCAUGUUGAAUAAUUUUUGAAUUGUAAAUACUUUGUUUGUGUAGAGAGUAAGAUGAUCAGUGGUUGUAGAUUGUUACAAUGGAGCACUGAUAACUGACGACUGUAUAACAUUAGAGCUUUGAAAUAUGUAAGGGUUUUUCACACUCUACACUAACGAAUAUUAUGUGAAAAAAUUGAAAAAUAAUUUGACAAUGAGAGAAGACACACAGUUAACAAUUGGGAAACCCAAAGAGCCUUCUCAUUAAAAGAGCAAGAAGGUGAUCUUCUAUACUCUACUUAACCAUGUUGCUGUUGGUCCCGUUAUUUAUUUUAUUAGUCAGAUUUAUAAAGGUUUUGUGGACUUUUUAAAUAAAAGAAAUAGCCCCUGUAAUAUUCAGGUUGGAAUUUUGAGAUAUGUAAUUUUGAAAAAUAUUGUUGAUGUAUUUAUACAUAAUGCAUAAAUUCUGUUGCACAUUGUACUUCAGAAGUGUUAUGUCUAUGAUUUAUAACUGUGUCCUUAAUUCUUUUUACAAAAUCCUAUGAUCUUCAAGAAAUUAAGGUUAGAAAUGCUGCUAUGCAUUUCUUCAUUCUUGGCUAACUGAGUGAAGAAGGUUUCAGGUAAAACAUUAAUUGUGUGUGAUACGAAUGUCUUGUGUCAUGGAUGUGCCAGAAUAUAAUAGUAACUGUGUUAAUGUAAUUGUAGAUGAACUUGUUUCUGAUUUUUCUGUUGCUAUAAAUACAGUUCAAGUUAAUUACAGUCACAGAGGGGUUUGAAACUGUUUUGAUGUUACAAUAAUUGAUAUACUUACUGUAAUGUUUUUUUCUUCAUAUGCACAACAGCCAACUUGUAAGAAGAAUUAAUUUUUCUGGAGUAAGAAAGCUGUAACUUAAAUUAUUGUCAUAUUCUGUUACAAGCGAUAAAAAUCCUCUUUCAAUCUUUAACUCAGUUUAAUUGUUUGUAACCGUGUAAAAAGAUGUAACUUUGGAGCUUUAUGUUUCAUGAUUUCUUUUACUUACAAUUAUUUUUUUGUGGUCUACAAUUAAAAUGUACCAUCAAUCUAGUCAAUAAUCAUCAAAGAUAAGUA
Messenger RNA from Schistocerca piceifrons (Central American locust), 10214 nucleotides. Its product is annotated as brefeldin A-inhibited guanine nucleotide-exchange protein 3. The transcript is spliced from 30 exons. The record is from RefSeq and is a predicted model, not a curated record. The coding region runs from base 69 to 6683 and encodes 2204 amino acids. Gene Ontology annotation, biological process: regulation of ARF protein signal transduction. NCBI's taxonomy places the organism in Eukaryota, Metazoa, Arthropoda, Insecta, Orthoptera, Acrididae. Gene Ontology annotation, molecular function: guanyl-nucleotide exchange factor activity.